Messenger RNA from Bombina bombina (fire-bellied toad), 1261 nucleotides. Its product is annotated as carbonyl reductase [NADPH] 1-like. NCBI's taxonomy places the organism in Eukaryota, Metazoa, Chordata, Amphibia, Anura, Bombinatoridae. Bases 405 to 1238 code for a protein of 277 amino acids. The transcript has 3 exons. Gene Ontology annotation, molecular function: carbonyl reductase (NADPH) activity. The record is from RefSeq and is a predicted model, not a curated record.
AGCACUAAUUGGCUAAAAUGCAAGUCAAUAGAUAAUAAUAAAUAAAAAGUCACGUGAUCAGAGGCUGUCAGAAGAUGUUUAGAUACUAGGUAAUCACAGAGGUAAAAAGUGUAUUAAUAUAACAGUGUUGGUUAUGCAAAAAAAUCAAAAUCACAGAAAUACAAUAUAUUCCAUUGCGCACACAUGUUUUAUGUAACAUUUUGUUGUUCAGUUUUCUCUAUAGACAGUAGAUGGCGACAUAACAUAACUCAAACCACAACGGGCUGGGCCUACUUAUGACUGUUUUGAGACGGCGUUUCCUCAGCCUUGCUCUUUGGGGUGGAGUCCUGCAGUUUUAUUCUUGUGGCAACAAAUACAAGUUCCCUGCUUCAGGUGCCCAGUAGCUUCUAGCUUUGUUCUGUAGUAUGGCUGGCACUAGAGUAGCGGUAGUGACAGGCAGUAACAAGGGCAUAGGGUUUGCCAUAGUGAGAUCCCUGUGCAAGAAUUUCCAGGGGGAUGUGUAUCUGACAGCCAUUAACCCCAAGCUGGGGCAGGAGGCCGUGAAGGAUCUAAAGGACAAGGAAGGAUUGUCAGCUCACUUUCAUCAGCUGGACAUCAACGACCUCCAGAGUAUCGGGAACAUUAGAGAUUUCUUCAAGAAGAAGUACGGGGGGAUUGACGUGCUCAUUAACAAUGCUGCAAUUGCUUUUAAAGUUGCCGACACUACCCCGUUUGUUAUUCAAGCUGAAGUCACCUUGAAAACCAACUUCUUUGCUACUAGAGAUGUCUGUAAUGAACUCUUACCCCUUAUAAAGCCAGGAGGUAGAGUUGUCAACGUAUCCAGCAUAGCUAGCGUUAAUGUCCUGGCAAAAUGCAGUCCUGAACUCCAGAAGCUGUUUCGUAGUGACUCCAUCACAGAGGACGAACUGGUAAAAUUAAUGAAAAAGUUUGUUGAAGAUACCAAAAAUGGAGAUCACCAAGAAAAGGGUUGGCCAAACUCAGCUUAUGGAGUAUCCAAAAUUGGGGUGACAGUGCUUUCCAGGAUCCAAGCACGGCUUCUCAAUAAGAAGAAAAAGGGGGAUGGGAUUUUACUCAAUGCCUGUUGUCCUGGAUGGGUAAGGACCGAUAUGGCUGGUCCCAAGGCUCCCAAGAGUCCAGAUGAAGGUGCAGAGACACCGGUUUAUUUGGCUUUACUGCCCCCUAAUGCCGAUUCACCUCAUGGGCAGUUUGUAAAGGAAAAGGAAGUUAGAAAAUGGUAAUAAAAUUUACAAUAAAUGCAGAA